AUGCCAUCAAACUGGAUCAAUGGUGUUUGGACUGGUGUUGGUUAUCAACAAGAGGGAGUUACAUGGACAAUCCGAUUGACUGCUGAUGAGAACAAUAAUGAAUUUCGUAUUCAAUAUCCAUCUCUUGGUGGAAGUGAUGGUAUAUGGAAAUUGUUGGAAAAAGAUUCAUCGGCAGAUCGAUAUACAUUUCAUGAAGUUAAUACGCAACCCGGCGGUAUUACUCGUGACGGCGGCAAAAUAAUUUUAACAAAAGUUAGUGAUAAUCUCAUGUCCUACAGUUAUUUUCGUCCACCACAAUUUGAUACUGUAACGUCAUGGUCAACAUUAAAACGAGAAUAA
Messenger RNA from Rotaria socialis, 339 nucleotides. The record is from the annotation of a GenBank genome assembly. NCBI's taxonomy places the organism in Eukaryota, Metazoa, Rotifera, Eurotatoria, Philodinida, Philodinidae.